Messenger RNA from Vanrija pseudolonga, 315 nucleotides. RefSeq lists its product as uncharacterized. Lineage: Eukaryota; Fungi; Basidiomycota; Tremellomycetes; Trichosporonales; Trichosporonaceae. The transcript has 2 exons. Bases 1 to 315 code for a protein of 104 amino acids. The record is from RefSeq and is a predicted model, not a curated record.
AUGUCCAACGGGUACUACUCCAACGGCUACUCCAACUCGUACUCGAACGGCUACUACGCCAACGGCUACACCAACACCAACACCUCCCGCGGGCAGGUCACCUACGCGUCCCAGGACGAGGAGUAUCCCUCCGUCUUCGAGUCGUCGUCCGAGAGCGGCGGCGACGACAACAACAGCAACAACGACGGCAACUCGAGCACCUCGGAGAGCGAGGACGGCCCCGUCCAGCGCACCAUCACCUGCACCUGCAACUGCUGCGACCACAGCGGCCGUGAGCACCGCGAGGCGGGCUACAUGGGCCAGCGCAUCAACUAG